UUCAAACGAACAACACUGACAUCUCAAAUUUUAACUAAAUUACUACUUACUCUGCCAAAAAUGACCGAGGCCUCCGUGUGUUUUUCGAAACACAAAAUCGUGCCGGAUAUCUUGAAAACGUGCCCCACAAAUUUGCUUAAGGUGACUUAUGGCGGCGGUGAGGUGGUGGACAUGGGCGGAGAACUGACGCCCACACAGGUGAAGGAUCAGCCCAGGGUUGAAUGGGAUGCGGAUUCGAACGCCCUUUACACGCUGAUCCUUACCGAUCCGGAUGCGCCCAGUCGCAAGGAUCCGAAGUUCCGCGAGUGGCAUCACUGGCUGGUGGUCAACAUUCCAGGCAACCAAAUUGAGAACGGCGUGGUUUUGACCGCCUAUGUGGGCUCAGGACCACCGCAGGGCUCCGGCCUCCAUCGCUACGUCUUCUUGGUCUACAAGCAGUCCCAGAAGCUCACCUGCACCGAGCCUAAAAUCCCGAAGACGAGCGGCGACAAGCGAGCCAAUUUCAGCACCGCCAAGUUCAUGACCAAGUACAAGUUGGGCGAUCCCAUUGCCGGCAACUUUUUCCAGGCUCAGUGGGAUGAAUACGUGCCCAAGCUGUACAAACAACUCUCCGGCAAGAAGUAACUAGUACCAUUUGUUCCAAAAAUAAGUCUUUAGUUUUAAAAAGUAUUGAAUUUAGAAAUUUUUUAAUAGGGUUAUUGUUACUUGACUCCAAAUCCAACCAAAUUAGCCUGUAAAAAUAAACUAAUAAUUGACAUAACUAUGGUAAUUUCUCGAGAAGUAUACCUAAACGAUUUUAUCAACAUAUUAAUAUGUUAGGUUUUCUAUAAAUCCCUCUAAGUGUAUAUAUAAAUUGAAUUAUUGUAAAACUCAUUUCAUCGUUAAUCACGUGCCUUUCUAUCAUUAAAAAAAUUAUUUAAUUUCGCAUAAAGUAAA
Molecule: messenger RNA, 936 nt
Organism: Drosophila rhopaloa
Lineage: Eukaryota; Metazoa; Arthropoda; Insecta; Diptera; Drosophilidae
Product: protein D2
Exons: 2
Coding region: 61-624 (187 amino acids)
Source: RefSeq, a predicted model, not a curated record